AGUGAGUGAGUGAGUGAGAGACAGAACAUCACAGAAUGAAAGACGGAUGCUGACUUUCACAGAACAGUUUCCUUUGGCCUCCCGAAAUGGAAACUCUCUAGUGGCAUAUCUCGUAGUUAACAUCAUUUGACAAGGGGAAUUACGUAAAACUCACUUAACCGCCGGUCAGAAUAUUGGGAAAUGAGAACGCGGCGGCGUGGCAGAACAGGCCCACCGCCACCGAACGCAAUCCAUUUCCUUCCGUAUCCAUUUUCUUCCUUUCUUUAUUUCUCCCCAAAAAAAGAAAAAAAGAAAAAAGAUGGGUAUGAUUCAGGAGCCACUCUCCGUUAACUGUGGCGCUAAAUCGCUCCUUCCUCUUUCUAUUUUUGGAUUCUUGACGCCGUGUUCUUUGCUGCACUAAUCUCCACCACCCCUUUUCUUCUUUUUCCAUUUUCUUUUUGGGGGGGUGGGGAAUUUUUGUUUCAGGGUUUUCUUCUCUUAAUCUCUCCGAUUCGGAGGGGGAAGGAGGAGGAAGGAGGAGGAGGAAAUGAUUCUCUGAAGCGAAUGAUUUGGGUUCUUCUGUUCUGUUAACAAACUGCCGAUUUCGGUUGCGGUUUUUGAUUCCUUGGUGGCUUUUUUUUUAUAAAAGAAAAAAUUAUAUUGGGUGCGGCCAAUAUGCCUUGCUUUUCUUCUUGUAUUUCUCGUACUCAAGAAGGGAGCCGGGUCGAAACUGAUAGUUGUAUUCGAUAUGAAUCCCGCCAUUCUAAUAAUUCCUCAGGUACAUGGAGGGGAAAAGAAGGUGAGAGCAAGCAUGAAAGCUGUCCGAAGGGGAGCGCAGCUGCUCGUAGUUUUACGUUUCGUGAACUCGCCAUGGCUACAAGAGGUUUCAAGGAAGUAAAUUUGCUUGGAGAGGGUGGUUUUGGACGUGUAUACAAAGGACGUUUGGAAUCAGGACAGAUUGUCGCAGUUAAACAGCUUAAUCGUGAUGGGCUUCAAGGCUUUCAGGAAUUUAUUGUGGAGGUUCUCAUGUUGAGUCUGUUGCACCAUCCUAAUCUCGUCACCUUGAUUGGUUACUGUACUGAUGGGGAUCAAAGGCUUUUGGUUUAUGAGUUCAUGCCUAUGGGAAGCCUGGAAGAUCAUCUUUUUGAUUUAGGUACUGACAAAAAGCCUUUGAGUUGGAAUACAAGGAUGAAGAUUGCAGUCUCCGCUGCUCGAGGCCUUGAGUAUCUCCACUGCAAAGCAAAUCCACCAGUCAUAUACCGUGACUUGAAAUCAGCUAAUAUCUUAUUGGACGAUGACUUUAAUCCUAAGCUUUCCGAUUUCGGCCUGGCUAAACUGGGACCUGUUGGUGACAAUACUCAUGUUUCAACUAGAAUAAUGGGAACGUAUGGAUAUUGUGCUCCAGAGUAUGCCAUGAGUGGCAAAUUAACCGUUAAAUCUGAUAUUUACAGCUUUGGUGUUGUUCUACUUGAGCUCAUUACAGGGCGCAAGGUAAUUGAUAUAAAAAGGAGACCAGGAGAGCAGAACCUAGUUGCUUGGUCCCGCCCUCUACUUAAGGACCGGAGAAGGUUUAUGGAACUAGUCGAUCCUCUUUUGGAAGGACACUUCCCUCUUCGUUGUUUGCAACACGCAGUUGCAAUUACUGCAAUGUGUCUUCAGGAACAACCAUCAUUUCGCCCUCUUAUUACUGAUAUUGUUGUAGCACUCGAGUAUUUGGCCUCUCAAAGUUGUUUACGAGAACUACGCAGUCAUAGGUUUAACAAUUCAUCUCAAACAUCGCCCCCACAACAGAAUAAAGACAUCCAUGCCGAGGAAUCAGAUCCUUAAGAUUGCUAAACUUCUUCUUGGAUGUUGCUGUAUCGAAGUUGCUGAAAAAGCCAUGUUCAUACACAUUUGUGAAGCGUGUAAGAUAAAAGCAGAGUGAAGCAUGUUUUGUAAUGUAAUAAAUGCCGUUCAAAACGAUUAGUUAUAUCAUCUGUACAGAACCUACGUACUUAACUCAACAGAGAAGAGAAUGUUUUGAAGAAACACGUGUUACACCCGACUUCAUCCAAAAGCAGCUUGGUUAAAAGGUACAUAUCGACUACAUGCUGUAUUAACUUGAGUUAAGUUUUCAACGCCUCGGCUCAGGUCAGACGACCGGGAAAGCUACUUGGGAUUGUUCCAAGGUACAUAUCUGUGUCUUUGCUCUGAUAUAUCUUUGUACAUGAAUAACACUCCUAAAUGAAAACUGUGUAUGUAGUUUGUAAGAUGGUCCCUGAUUUUUUCCCCCACCUUAUCAUCUUUUUUUCUUUUAUAUAUGUUUUAGAGAGGUGAAGAAAGUGCUCUCUUUCUUUUUCUGUGCAAUGCAUUACACUUCUAUAUAUAUACAUAUAUAUGUAUAAAUGAAAAAAAAUAUGAGUUAUGUUAUGAAUAAAACAAACAUUUCUCUCCUUUUGCAA
This is a messenger RNA of Cucumis melo (muskmelon), 2420 nucleotides long. RefSeq names its product probable serine/threonine-protein kinase PBL21. Gene Ontology annotation, biological process: protein phosphorylation. The transcript is spliced from 7 exons. Lineage: Eukaryota; Viridiplantae; Streptophyta; Magnoliopsida; Cucurbitales; Cucurbitaceae. The record is from RefSeq and is a predicted model, not a curated record. Gene Ontology annotation, molecular function: ATP binding; protein kinase activity. The coding region runs from base 655 to 1806 and encodes 383 amino acids.